AUGGCUAGCGCGUCUGCAGAAGGAAACGCCGCCGGAGCGGCGACCCCCGUCCCUGGAGGCAAUGAUGAUGAUCUACAAGAGCCUCCGGAUCCGUGGAGAGAUUACCUUGCCGACCGCCCAGCCGACAACGCACCACCAGGUUUCAGUCCGCCACGACGCAGGCGACCUUCGGCAGGCCGAGAUGAUCUACAAGCCUUUGAAGAGUUCCUGCGCCGACGUGGUGCUGCGGGGCGACCUGCCGGACGACGCCAAGGUGAUGACGAGGACGACGGCGAGGACGAGGCAGGAGGCACCCGGUCGAAUGCCGGCCCGCCACCGCAGUGGGACGGGACGACACCCUUCCGGGACUACGAGAUCCGGGCGCGGCUUUGGCUAGCGACCACCAAGGUGAAGGCGAAGGCCAGGGGCCCAUCACUUCUUCGGAGCUUGUCAGGAACCCCCUUCGACGACCUCAAGCAUUUGGCGAAGGACGAGGCAUGGAUGCAGAGCGAAGACAAUGGAGCCAAGCUGAUUCAGAUGAUGAAUACGAAGGAGUUGUAUGGAGAGGACGAACGUGAGGAGUACCUGGGCUUCUUGUUGGUCAUGGCGCUCCAGGUGACGCCCGAGGAGGUGAAGCUCAUGAUGAACUACACCCAGGGCAAGUUGACCCAGAAGGCCCCCAAGAGAGUGGAGUCGGUCAUGAUGAUGGACGAGACCACCGAGGCCUGGGGCGACACGCUCGAGGAGGAGCCCGCCGACAGCGAGAGCAUGGAGAUCCUUCUCAGUGCCCUGGGCGACUUGGACGAAGUGGCCGAUGACACGUCGGUGUCUACCUCGGAGGUGUUCGACGAGGAAGAGGCCAAGGAAGUCCUGGCUACCAUGGUCCGAGAGCACAGCAAGGGCGGCCCCAGGCGAUCCUUCAAGGCG
Molecule: messenger RNA, 906 nt
Organism: Symbiodinium sp. CCMP2456
Lineage: Eukaryota; Dinophyceae; Suessiales; Symbiodiniaceae
Source: the annotation of a GenBank genome assembly